AUGUCUACCGACUCUUCCAAUGAUCUUCCUGAUUUACCCGCACCUAUCUCCCAGCCGGAACUCUAUGAUGGUUCCUGCCAUUGCGGCUACUUGAAGUAUUCGGCAUCUUUUUCUCUUUCGAAACAUUCAUCACAUCUUCAAAAAUGCAACUGCUCUAUUUGCCGUAAAGCAGGUUAUGCGCUUCUGACACCUGAGCCAAAGUCUUCGUUCAGGAUUAUCUCACCAAAGGCUGGAGUAUCAGCGCUUUCCGAUUACACCUUCCAUACCAAAUCGAUGCAUCACUAUUUUUGCCCACAUUGCGGUGUCCGCGGUUUCCUCAUGGCCUCGUUUCCAAAUGGUGGAGAGGAAAUCACUGAGGUAUUUGUUAAUGCUGGGACAAUCGAUGGCAAAUCCGACGGAAGUAAAAUGGAGGAGCUCGGCAAAUUGAAGGUGAAAUAUAUAAAUGGAAAGGUAGAGGCUUGGUCGGACCCUCCCGCAGAUAGCUCUUAUGAAGGGGGACUUGCGUAG
Trichoderma harzianum CBS 226.95 is the source of this 507-nucleotide messenger RNA. RefSeq lists its product as hypothetical. Lineage: Eukaryota; Fungi; Ascomycota; Sordariomycetes; Hypocreales; Hypocreaceae. The transcript has a single exon. Bases 1 to 507 code for a protein of 168 amino acids. The record is from RefSeq and is a predicted model, not a curated record. Gene Ontology annotation, molecular function: carbon-sulfur lyase activity.